Messenger RNA from Cylas formicarius (sweet potato weevil), 1387 nucleotides. RefSeq lists its product as uncharacterized. The record is from RefSeq and is a predicted model, not a curated record. The transcript is spliced from 9 exons. Bases 157 to 1326 code for a protein of 389 amino acids. Lineage: Eukaryota; Metazoa; Arthropoda; Insecta; Coleoptera; Brentidae. Gene Ontology annotation, molecular function: oxidoreductase activity.
GCGAAAUAAACGCGCGACAACCUUCGACGAUAAUAGGCGAUAAUAACGUUUCAAUAAGUCCGAUAAACAAACACGUUUUAAUCGUGUUUAUUGACAGUGGUGUUAAAGGAAAGGUUUUUUUCUCGCGAUAUUGGAUUCGCAUUUCAAACACCUGAAAUGGUCUUGAGCAGCGUACGAUUCAUGAGACAGCAACGCUUUUGCAGAUGUCGCAAGAGGUACAAGAAUGCCCAUCAUAACACUUACUCAACAGAAGCCGCUUUGAUCACUCCUUUGGACGAGGCCAAACGAUUUAUGGUGGACUGUUUCGUUGCCGUUAAAACAUCUCAAGAUAAUGCACAAAUAAUCGCGGAUAAUCUGGUUGAAGCUGAUUUCCGAGGGCAUUACAGUCAUGGCAUGAACAGACUCGACAUGUACAUCAGAGAUAUACAGCACGGUACCACCGAUCCCAAUGCCAAACCGGAAAUAGAAAAGCAAACGGCAGCUACAGUUCUCGUAAAUGGACAUAACGGGAUGGGAGCGGUAGUAGGGAAGAAAUGUAUGGAGUUUGCGAUCGAUAAGGCCCGUGAGACUGGAGUGGGAGUAGUCGUGGCUCAUUCUUCCAACCAUUACGGGAUAGCCGGGAUAUACGCCCAACAGGCCAUCAAGGUAGGCCUGAUCGGUAUGAGUUUUACUAAUACGUCGCCCUUAAUGACGCCUACCAGAGCCAAACAGGCUACGCUGGGCACGAAUCCAAUGGCGCUUGGGGCUCCUGCUCUCAAUGGAGACUAUUUUCUUUUGGACAUGGCCACAACUGGAGCCGCAUUGGGGAAGAUAGAAUUAGCAAAAAGGAAACAGCAACCGUUGCCGAUUGGUUGGGCUUUGAACGACGAAGGCAAACCGGAAACGAAUGCGGAAAUCGCUUACAAUGCGAUGCAGUUGAUGCCCCUGGGAGGCACCGAAUUGAAUUCUGGAUAUAAAGGAUACGGUCUGUCGAUGCUAGUGGAAGUACUCUGUGGUAUGCUCUCUGGGUCUGCUUAUGGUCCCAAUAUCAGGAAAUGGGGGAAAUCGGACAAAAUUGCCAAUUUGGGACAAUGUUUUAUCGCGAUCGAUCCCAAAGUGUUCGCCCCAGGUUUCGAGCAACGCAUGACCGACCUCAUGGGUUACAUACGAAAGCUGAGCCCAGUCGAUCCUAAGUUGCCCGUUCUUGUUCACGGCGACCCCGAAAGGAAUCACAUGAACAAAGUCUGCCAGGAGGGAGGUCUGCGGUACGUGGAGAAUCAGCACAAAACCAACGCAAAACUGGCGGACCAAUUGAAAAUUACGCCCAUGGUGUCGAAGAGUUGUUAGAGCUGUCCAAACGUAGAGUAUCUGUUGAAUAUUAAACGUACAAGAGGAAAUAAAUAAUUGC